Molecule: messenger RNA, 2112 nt
Organism: Oncorhynchus gorbuscha (pink salmon)
Lineage: Eukaryota; Metazoa; Chordata; Actinopteri; Salmoniformes; Salmonidae
Gene: cry2
Product: cryptochrome circadian regulator 2
Exons: 12
Coding region: 170-1981 (603 amino acids)
Biological process (GO): entrainment of circadian clock by photoperiod; circadian regulation of gene expression; negative regulation of DNA-templated transcription
Cellular component (GO): nucleus; cytoplasm
Molecular function (GO): DNA binding; FAD binding
Source: RefSeq, a predicted model, not a curated record
GAAAAAGAAAGUGGUUACGUAGUAGUGCUUUGGAUCCGUCCGUUCCACAUUUCUUGGUGUUGUUGACAGGACUGAAAGCUUAUCUGUUACAUCGUAAAAUUAAGACAUUUUAGGAUUUAUCUUGAUUCAAUUUGUUAUUUUUGGUACUACUAUGGACUAGCUUGGAAUCAUGGUUGUGAAUUCAGUGCAUUGGUUCCGUAAGGGACUGCGGUUACACGAUAAUCCGGCUUUACAGGAAGCUCUAAAUAGCGCAGACACUGUGCGAUGUGUUUAUAUUUUGGAUCCGUGGUUUGCUGGUUCCGCCAACGUCGGCAUCAACAGAUGGAGGUUUCUGCUGGAGUCUUUGGAGGACCUGGACAGCAGUUUGAGGAAGCUCGAUUCUAGGCUGUUUGUGGUGCGAGGCCAACCUGCUAAUGUGUUUCCCAGUCUCUUUAAGGAGUGGAACGUCACCCGGUUGACCUUUGAGUAUGACUCUGAGCCCUAUGGGAAGGAGAGAGAUGGGGCCAUCAUUAAAAUGGCCCAGGAGUUUGGAGUGGAGACCAUAGUGAGGAAUUCUCACACACUCUACAACUUGGACAGGAUCAUUGAGAUGAACAACUGCCCUCCACUCGCGGUCAAGAAUCACCCGAUCGUUGAGAUGAACAACGGCAGUCCUCCACUGACCUUCAAGAGGUUCCAGGCCUUAGUGAACAGGCUUGAGCUGCCUAUGAAACCCCUGCCCACCAUCACACAAGAACAGAUGGGCAGUUGUCGGACGAAGAUCGCUGAUAACCACGACGAACACUACAGUGUCCCCUCUCUGGAAGAGCUUGGAUUCAAGACACAAGGCCUGGACCCUGCGGUGUGGAAGGGAGGGGAGUCUGAAGCACUAGAGAGACUCAACAAACACUUAGACAGAAAAGCCUGGGUAGCUAGCUUUGAGCGAGCCAGGAUCAACAUGUGUUCGCUGAUCGCCAGUCCCACGGGCCUCAGCCCCUAUCUACGCUUUGGAUGCUUAUCCUGUCGAGUCUUCUACUACAACCUGAGGGAACUCUACAUGAAGUUGCGGAAGAAUUGCAGUCCCCCGCUCUCUUUAUUCGGCCAGCUCCUGUGGAGAGAAUUCUUCUAUGCAGCGGGAACCAACAACCCUAACUUCGACCGGAUGGAGGGCAACCCCAUCUGUGUUCAGAUCCCCUGGGACCAUAACCCUGAGGCCCUGGCCAAGUGGGCAGAGGGGAGCACAGGCUUCCCCUGGAUAGAUGCUAUCAUGACACAGCUGAGGCAAGAGGGCUGGAUCCACCACCUGGCCAGACACGCAGUGGCCUGCUUCCUGACUCGGGGAGACCUGUGGAUAAGCUGGGAGAGUGGCAUGAGGGUGUUUGAGGAGCUGCUCCUGGAUGCAGACUGGAGUGUGAACGCAGGCAGCUGGAUGUGGCUCUCCUGCAGUGCCUUCUUCCAGCAGUUCUUCCACUGUUACUGCCCUGUGGGCUUCGGAAGGAGGACAGACCCCAGCGGAGACUACAUCAGGCGCUACAUUCCUAAAUUGAAGGACUAUCCCAACCGAUACAUCUAUGAGCCGUGGAGAGCCCCAGAGUCUGUCCAGAAGGCAGCCAACUGCAUCGUGGGAGUAGACUACCCCAAGCCCAUGAUCAACCACGCAGAGGGCAGCAGGCUCAACAUAGAGAGAAUGAAGCAGGUCUAUCAGCAACUCUCCCACUACAGAGGCCUCAGUCUCCUGGCAUCUGUGCCAACCAUUCAGGAAGAGGCAGAGCCUCCCCCGACAGACGACUCUCAGGCCAGUAGCAGCACCUGUGAGUCACCCCCACACACUUCGUCUGCCCAGUCCAACACUCUGAAGAGAGGCAGGUCUUCCGAACCACAAAGCACCCAGAUGUGCACCCACACAAAACACCAGCACACCAGCACUGCCAAAGGAGACCAGGUGCAACAACAGGAGCAAUGGGAGGAACAGUCAGAGCAUCAGCCAGUGGAUCUGCAGUGACACACGGAUCUUGCCAUGUGGGAUGGUGUAUAACAGAAGGACAUGGCAGAAGACCUCUGAUGUCCCGCGCUCACCCCUAUCCUUGUGGCAAGACGAGUCACAUACACACACACACACACACACACACACAC